UCCCGGGUCCGGCUCCCGGCACCUUCCCGGCCUCCGUGGGGUCUCCCGCUCAGCUUUCGGCGACGCGUUCCGGGGCGGCGGUUGUGUCCGGGAGCGGCGGGAGGCGGGCUCCGGGGCUCCGACGGUUAGGACUCGGCGGCCGGGACGCACCGGCAGGUCCCAGCCCUGCUGCGGGAUCCACCGGGGCUGGGAAAGCAGCCGUCCGGGCGGGCGGCGGAGGGCGGCGGAGGGCCCGCCCGCCACCGCGACUUCGGCCGCCGCCGCGCCGCCUCUCGCUCGCGGGCCGCGCUGACGGGACAGUCCGGGGGGCGCCGCGGGCGGAUGGAGGCGCCUCUUCGCCCCGCCUGAGCUCAGGAGGAGCGAGCGCCGAGCGCGGGGCCCGCCUCCCGCCGCCAGUGCGGCCGCGCGAGCAGCCGGAGGAGGAGCCGCGAGCGCCGGGCUUCUCCCCGCGGGAGCCCCCAGCAUGGUUGACUAUAUUGUGGAGUAUGACUACGAUGCUGUACAUGAUGAUGAAUUAACUAUUCGGGUUGGUGAAAUAAUCAGGAAUGUGAAAAAACUACAGGAGGAAGGAUGGCUAGAAGGAGAGCUAAAUGGGAGAAGAGGAAUGUUUCCUGAUAAUUUUGUUAAGGAAAUUAAGAGAGAGACAGAACCCAAGGAUGAUAAUUUGCCCAUUAAACGGGAAAGACAUGGGAAUGUAGCAAGCCUUGUACAACGAAUAAGCACCUAUGGACUUCCAGCUGGAGGAAUUCAACCACAUCCACAAACCAAAAACAUUAAGAAGAAGACCAAGAAGCGUCAGUGUAAAGUUCUCUUUGAGUACCUUCCACAAAAUGAGGAUGAAUUGGAGCUGAAAGUGGGAGAUAUUAUUGAUAUUAAUGAAGAGGUAGAAGAAGGCUGGUGGAGUGGAACCCUGAACAACAAGUUGGGACUGUUUCCCUCAAAUUUUGUGAAAGAAUUAGAGGUAACAGAUGAUGGUGAAACUCAUGAAGCCCAAGAGGAUUCAGAAACGGUUUUUACUGGGCCUACCUCACCUUUACCGUCUCCGGGGAAUGGGAAUGAAACUGCACCUGGAUCAGUUACACAGCCAAAGAAAAUUCGAGGAAUUGGAUUUGGAGAUAUUUUUAAAGAAGGCUCUGUGAAACUUAGAACAAGAACAUCUGGUAGUGAAAUAGAAGAGAAGAAAACAGAAAAGCCCUUAAUUAUACAGUCAGUAGGAUCCAAAACACAGAGUCUGGAUGCAACAAAAACAGACACGGAAAAUAAAAGUAAAGCAAAGGAAUAUUGCAGAACAUUAUUUGCCUAUGAAGGUACUAAUGAAGAUGAGCUUUCUUUUAAAGAGGGAGAGAUAAUUCACUUAAUAAGUAAGGAGACUGGAGAAGCUGGCUGGUGGAAGGGUGAACUUAAUGGUAAAGAAGGAGUAUUUCCAGAUAAUUUUGCUAUUCAGAUACAUGAACUGGAUAAAGACUUUCCAAAACCAAAGAAACCACCACCUCCUGCUAAAGGUCCAGCUCCAAAACCUGAGCUAAUAGCUACAGAGAAGAAGUAUUUUCCUAUAAAGCCAGAAGAAAAAGAUGAAAAAUCAGUACUGGAACAGAAACCUUCUAAACCAGCAGCUCCACAAGUCCCACCUAAGAAGCCGACUCCACCCACCAAAGCCAAUAAUUUAUUGAGAUCUCCUGGGACAAUAUACCCAAAGCGACCUGAAAAACCAGUCCCUCCACCACCUCCUAUAGCCAAGAUUAAUGGGGAAGUAUCUACCAUUUCAUCAAAAUUUGAAACUGAGCCAUUAUCAAAACCAAAGCUAGAUUCUGAACAAUUACCACUUAGACCAAAAUCAGUAGACCUAGAUUCAUUUACAGUUAGGAGCUCUAAAGAAACAGAUAUUGUAAAUUUUGAUGACAUAGCUUCCUCAGAAAACUUGCUACAUCUUACUGCAAACAGACCGAAGAUGCCUGGAAGAAGGUUGCCUGGACGCUUCAAUGGUGGACAUUCUCCAACCCAAAGCCCAGAAAAAACCUUGAAGUUACCAAAAGAAGAAGAUAGUGCCAACUUAAAGCCAUCUGAAUUUAAAAAGGAUUCAAGCUACUCUCCAAAGCCAUCUCUGUACCUUUCAACACCUUCAAGUGCUUCAAAACCAAAUACAGCUGCUUUUUUAACUCCAUUAGAAAUCAAAGCUAAAGUAGAAUCAGAUGAUGGGAAAAAAAACCCUUUGGAUGAACUUAGAGCUCAGAUUAUUGAAUUGCUGUGCAUUGUAGAAGCACUGAAAAAGGAUCAUGGGAAAGAACUGGAAAAACUACGAAAGGAUUUGGAAGAGGAGAAGGCAAUGAGAAGUAAUCUAGAGGUGGAAAUCGAGAAGCUGAAAAAAGCAGUCCUGUCGUCUUGAAAUGGCAUGGCCCUGUAUAUUCAGAAGCAACACUAUGAACUUCAACUGACUUAUUACUUAAAAAUAACAAAUGCUGAUGUCCUGAUAAAGAAAUAUGAGUAUUUGAACUAUAAUCUAUAGAAAAGUAGGGAGAGGGUGGAUUUUUUUUUUAUAUAUAUAUUUUGUUUUGCCAAUAUGAAAAAAAAAGAGGCCUUAUUUCUUAUGUGCUGGAAUUGCAAACUUUUUUUUUUUUAGUUUGCUUGAAGAUACUACUGAAUCUGUAUAAAAAGGAAAGUUCACAAUAGUUUUUUUAUUGAAACUUGUAGUAUUAUUUUUAAAGAGAUCUAUACUAUAAAUAUGGUGAUAUCUUUACAAAUAAUCUGUAACAUAUACUAUUUGAGAGGGACAAAUUAGCUUUAUAGUAACUAUAGCCACUACUUUUCCCAUAAUACAUAAGGGAUAUAAACUUUGUAUAUAUAUAUUUUUUACUUUUAGCUUCUUACCCAGGAUUACACUGUUGUGCCUGUUUGCAGUGCUGUUUAUACUCUGGGUGAUGAAAUAGGAGUUUACUCUAGCUAUAAACCAGAUUACUCACCCAAGCAUAUAGUAAUAACUAAUGAAACAAUCAAAACAAUUUCUUUGACUUUUAGAAUAUUUUAUAUUGCUUGCACUAUAGGAUUCAUAAAAGGAAUUUAGUUAAAAUGUAUUGGAUUGUUAACUAUAUUUGGGAAAAUAUGAGCUAUAUUUUAAAUUCAUUAGGUCUGAGAAACUAAAAAUGUCAAUUUAACCCUUAACUUGUGCCUAGAAACUACAGCACAUAUAAUAUGCAAACACCAGCCUUAUUGCUGUACUUUACUGCUUGUUUUACAGGCUCAGAUAUUACUCAUUUUGUGAUCUUGUGAGUUCCUCAUGUUCCUCUUUCUGAUUUUUAAUAAUGGUAAUAUGAGAAGAACAAAAUUCAGAACAUGCAGAACUUGGGUGUGAGAUUUCAUACUUUGACAAAUUAUUAUUAUGUAAAUACUCAGGUUUUACAAUGUGUAAUUUACUUCAAAGACCAAACUAAUUGGUGGAGAUAUUUUAGGCUGUCAUUUAGGUAUCAGAGUGUUAGUAUAUCAUAAAACAUAACAGUACAGCUUAUUUAAAACCAAAUAUAGUUGACCAUAUUCAAAAUACAUUUUCAUAAGAUGGAUGAAUUAGUUUCUUCAGAGUCACUUAUGAACAGGUGAACGUUUUAAAAGUUAUUAUCUAUAGAUAAUAUGUCUUAAAAUAUAUGGGUUUAUAUUAAAAAUAGAAAAAUUGACUUUUCAUUUGCAAAAAAAAUAGAUUUUAAGUUUUAUUAUAGCAAAGACUUUCAGAUGCCACCUGUCAUGCUUCCAUUUUGUGUUAUUUUAAACCACCAAAUCAAUGUUUUCCUUCAAGUUUUAAUCUUAUAUACUGAAAUCUGUAUUAAUGAAAAUUUACCAUGUUGUCUCAUAUAAAAGAACUGAAGUAGAAAAUAAUAGAAAUUCUAGUCAUUACUUAAUGUUAAAUCACAACUUACAUUAUUAGAGCUUUUGGGGAAACCUGAUUGUGCAUUGAGCGUGUACAUUUUAACUCUUUAAAGUUCUGGGCUUUUCUGAUGAGGUCACUACUCAACAAAAUUGUUAAUUCCUGUUUUAAUAUUUUUAAAUGACUUGUUGAAUGAUUUCCUUCUUGCUAAAAAAGUUAGGUUUUACUUUCUUUUAAUGAAAGUCCUUAGAAAUAAAAACAUUGUAUCCUAGAAAUCAUUCUCUAGCUUUCUGGCUGGAGUGACCCCUCCUCACCCUGUUAAUGGGAUGAGGGAAGUUUCCAGCAGAUUUCAGGGUGUUCUUAAAGUUUUUCUUGGUCAUUUUUCUCACCAGUGCAUAAAAUGAAGGUGGUCAUGAAUGCCGACAUACAUUUAAAGUAUCUGCUUUGUAUGUUCCUCAGAAUGGAAAAUUAAAGUUUUGUGGCUCUAUUUUCUGUCCUUGACCAAAAGGUAAAGUUCUUAAAGCCAAACUCAAAGGGAAAAAAUGAUUACUUCAAUCUAGCAAUUUACUGGUAUUUGCUCUUGAUACGGAAAUUUUGUUUUUAUUCAUAAAGUUCAUAUCACAAAAUGGUACAUAAUGAUAAUAGCCUUUACUGGGAGAUAAAUCAUUGUUUUUUCUUUUUUUCUAUAAGUGAGUAUAAAUGACAGACUAGAGAUGAACAGCAUGGAAUCUGUCAUUGCCAAAUUAUUAGUGAAUGUAUUUUUCAGGUUUGCUAUUCUUUGAAACACAUAAUAUUACUAAUUUUCCUACUUGUAUUUCAAUAUUGGGAGUAUUUGUGUGUGUGCUUGUGUGUGACCACUGAGAUUUAGUGGUUUGGUCUUACUAUAAAGCUGUUACCUCUUUACAAAAUUUAAGCCUGAAGAUAGGAAGAGAAUGGGGGUUCUCUUUUUUAUGCUUCUUACUGUGAUCACAGGAAAAAAAAAAAAACCCAAGUGCUCUCUUGAUUUGUUGGUAAACAUUUUAUGCUUGCAUUUAAACUUGAAAUGUACGAAGAGAAUAAGACAAUCAGUUAAAAUCAGAAAUGAAAACAUUAAAAAUGUAAUGGCCUUGUUUUGCUGUAGCAAUAAAAUGACCAAGUGCAAUGACUUGAUUUAAUAAAAUCAUCUUUUAAAAGUUGCUGCUAUGAAUAUUUUUAGCCAUAAAACUUUACCCUUGUUUUAGCCUGACUUGCCUUCAGUAACUAUUAUGUAAUGCAGUUGGUGUUGUAGUAUUCUAACAUUCCAAAAAAAUAAUAAUAUAUAUGUGGGGAAACUCAAAAUAGUAUACUUCACUGACUUGUUUACAGGUGCUGUAAAAAAGCAUGCUUCUCCCUCAAAAAAAAAAAAUAAAUAAAUAAAGAAUAGUAUUGCCAGUUG
Nyctereutes procyonoides (raccoon dog) is the source of this 5264-nucleotide messenger RNA. RefSeq names its product CD2 associated protein (gene CD2AP). The record is from RefSeq and is a predicted model, not a curated record. Gene Ontology annotation, molecular function: protein binding. Lineage: Eukaryota; Metazoa; Chordata; Mammalia; Carnivora; Canidae. The transcript is spliced from 18 exons. Bases 464 to 2383 code for a protein of 639 amino acids.